Molecule: messenger RNA, 1173 nt
Organism: Brassica oleracea var. oleracea
Lineage: Eukaryota; Viridiplantae; Streptophyta; Magnoliopsida; Brassicales; Brassicaceae
Exons: 3
Coding region: 1-1173 (390 amino acids)
Source: RefSeq, a predicted model, not a curated record
AUGGAGGACGACGAAGGAAAUGGAGAUGGUCAGGUACAUGUUCAUUCCUCUGCAACAAUGGAGAAAGACGACGCAGAUGGAGCAAAUUUGGUCAAUGUUCCUGUAACGACAACAACGAUUAAUCAAGACGAAGCAACUCAAGAGUGGAGCAUUCCGGUUACUCAUCUCAGUGAAGAAGAGGCAGAAAGAUUGGUUGCGGUUCUUGUCCAGAAUGAAGAUGAAGAGGAGGAGUAUUGGGAGUAUGAACUAGGAGAAAAGCCGAGCAAAGCCAACAAAAAAGAGAAAGAAUCUGAGAAUGAUGCAAUUGUGGCUGAAUUUGAGGAUGAGGAGGUCAUUAGGAGGUCUGGGUUUGAUUUCAAAGAAGCUAUCUUGGAUUAUGCUCUUACGAAAGGUCGAAACAUUGAACAGAGCAGGUGGGAUAAGACGAAGCUUAGCUUCAAGUGUGGGAUUAGAGGUAAAUGCAAAUGGAGGGUUUACUGUGCCUUUGAUGUGCCUACUCAUAAGUGGUUAGUGAAAACAAGGUACAAAUAUCAUAGUUGUACACCCAAUGGGAAAUGUAAACUCUUGCGAAGCCCGGUUAUAGCUAGGUUGUUUCUGGAUAAACUGAGAGAAGACAGUGGGUUAAUGCCUGAGAAGAUUCAAGAGCAGAUAAAGGAGACCUGGAAACUCAUAUCAUCACGGAAUCAAUGUCAACGAGGAAGAACAGUGGCGCUAAAAUGGCUGGAGAAAGAGUAUGCAGACCAGUUUGCUCACCUACGAGGUUAUGUGAGAGAGACUGAGAAGACCAAUCCGGGUUCGAGCGUGGUACUUGAUACUAUAAGUAAUGCAACCAAAAAAGAUGUAUUUGAUCGGUUCUAUGUAUGCUUUGAGAAGCUUAGGAGCUCGUGCAGAGGAACAUGUAGGCCAAUAAUAGGGCUCGAUGGAACUUUUUUGAAGGUUGCAGUCAAUGGAAUAUUGCUCAUUGCUGUAGGACACGAUGCUAACAACCAGAUAUUUCCUUUUGCUUGGGCUGUGGUACAAGCUGAAUCUACGGAUACAUGGCUUUGGUUUAUCAAGAGACUGAAGCAUGAUUUGUCUCUUGGAGAUGACAGCAAAUAUGUUCUUCUAUCUGAUAGCUCAAAGGGACUUAUAAGCGCAAUCAAAUCAGAGUUAUCAAACGCAAAUACAUAUUGA